Messenger RNA from Anolis sagrei ordinatus, 1980 nucleotides. RefSeq names its product endonuclease domain containing 1 (gene ENDOD1). NCBI's taxonomy places the organism in Eukaryota, Metazoa, Chordata, Lepidosauria, Squamata, Anolidae. The record is from RefSeq and is a predicted model, not a curated record. Gene Ontology annotation, molecular function: hydrolase activity; nucleic acid binding; metal ion binding.
UCCUCCUCCUCCCUUUCCUCUCUCUCUCUGUCUCCUCCGCCUUGAGGUUUCUCCUCCCCUGCGUGACUCUGAGCGCGUGCAGAGCGCGUCCCCCUGACUUUGCGCGCUUGCGGCGUGUGUCACCGCGCGUGGGGCCGGCUUUUAAACUCUCCCAGGGCCGCAUCGGAGAGGCAUCCUCUCGCAGUCCUUUUCCUAAGCCGGAGUCGAGGACACCUGCUGCCUGGGCACCUGCUCUUUGGGAUCCACCUCGCUCGCUCUCCCCGUGGCCUCCAAAAUGGGGCUCUCCAACCUCCUCCCUUGCCUCUCCUUGGCCGCCCUUUUGGUCGCCUUACCCGAUGCAGCCCGAUCCGAAGUGAUAGCCCAAGGCGAGCCGGGCUUCGGCGACUGCGACGCCUUCUUCUACCAGCAGACCCCUCCUGAAGGCUUGGGGAGCCUCCCGAAGGUGGCCAAGAUCUGCCAGAAGUACCGCCACCAGCCCCACUUCGCCACUCUCUACAGCACCCAGGACCGCACCCCCAUCUACUCGGCUUUCAAGUACCAAGAAGGGACCCAGUGCUGCCCAGAAGAGGCCUCUUGGAUGGUGGAGCCCCAGAUUGAUGAUCAUAAAAAUGGCUUAGCAGGAAUGAUGCCUGAAGCUGAGGUUGCCGAUUCGGUGAACAAUUUAGGAACAAACCAGGCCCUGACUUCAGAUUACGUAGACUCCGGCUAUGAGGCUGGUCAGUUGAAUCCCAGCUUCCUCCAGAAGGAUGACCAUCAGUUAGCCACACACUCGCUGACCAAUUCCUUCCCAGUGAAACCACCUCUUCAGGAUGUUUGGCACUGGGAGAUCGAGAACCUUGUGAGCCGUGCUUUGGCCCCUCACUGUGAAAAUGGGAAGGACCUGUACCUUAUUUCAGGAGCCGUUCCUUCUUCCCACAAAGUGAACGACAAAGUGUCAAUCCCUGAAUCUCUGUGGUUAGCGGCCUGUUGUGACGACGGCUCUAACACCUGGUCAAUGGGAUUUAUUAAACAGGCAGCUGCUGAAAAACGUUUGGAAGAUCUAAGCCUGGAAGAGCUCGAAAAGAAACUUCCAGAAGGAACCCGACUGUUCAAGAAUAACUGCGGCCAAGAAAGACAUGAUCCCAAGAAACUAGAGCCGGUGGGGAAAUCUGUCAAAAAGAUCAAGGCUGAAAAACCAGCGCUACAAUCCAAGAAGUCCUUGCCGAUGCCACACCAAGCCCCAAAAGAGGAGGAGUGUGGCUUUAUGAAGAAGCUGUUUUACUUUGUUAUCACCCCUAUAUGCAGACUUCUGACCUUUGCAAUUUACAUGGUGGUCCAAAUAGUGAAAUUUAUAUUUUACAUCUUCUCGACUCUCCUGCACAUGCUUAUCACAGGGCUGUGCACUUUCCUCAAGACAAUUGCCUCAGUGUUGAUGCAUGUUUUCACCAGCCUGAUCCACGUCCUGGUCAACAUAAUGAACGGCCUUGCCAGGAAUAUCUACAGAGUUCUCAUGGUUAUCUAUAGGAUUGUGUGCAUCCCAUUGAAUCUCCUGGUGGAUAUUCUCUCUUUCCCUUUCUACGUCCUGGGUGCCGUUCCCGCUCUGCUCCAUGACAUCGCCCGAGGUGUCAGCGGGCUCUUCAUGUUGCUGAUCAACGGCAUCACAAACUUUGUGAGGUGCCUCAGUUGGCUCGUUACGCACAUAGCCAAAAGCAUUCUUCCUCAUAUGUCCACUUAAUACUUGAAAGAAAGAAAAGAAUCACGACGACAACACGCAAUCCUUCUCCCUCCAAAAACUCCCUGUGAAGCAAUACUUUCCAAUGCGUUGCUAAUCUUCAGCUUUUCCGAUACGUAUUUAUUGUGGUGCAUUACCAGUGAUGAACCAAUGUUCUGGUAACAUGGGUGAGCUACAUGAGCCUUGAGAAAAAAAUUAUGACCAAAUAAAAUAUUAAAACUAUUGUAAAAAGAAAGAGUUCAGCUUUAGUUGGCUGAUUGAGCCUUCAG